This is a messenger RNA of Leptopilina heterotoma, 795 nucleotides long. RefSeq names its product DNA replication complex GINS protein PSF3 (gene Psf3). NCBI's taxonomy places the organism in Eukaryota, Metazoa, Arthropoda, Insecta, Hymenoptera, Figitidae. Gene Ontology annotation, biological process: mitotic DNA replication initiation. Gene Ontology annotation, cellular component: GINS complex. The record is from RefSeq and is a predicted model, not a curated record. Bases 144 to 773 code for a protein of 209 amino acids. The transcript is spliced from 4 exons.
GAUUCAUCUCUACGUAGUAGCAUUGCAUGUUUUGUUUACAUGUCGAUUGUCGGCGCUCUUCGCUGAAUACAAUUUGAUGUUUGUGUCAAGUUGAAACUAUUUCUUAAUUAUUUUAUAGUUUUUAGUGUUUAAUAAAUAAAACAAUGGCUGUUCGGAGUUAUAUGCCAAAUUAUUUUUCAAUAACUGAUAUUUUAGCUACUGAGGAACGAUUAAAAUGUACGCUACAAAUAGAUUUGCCUGGACUCGGAUUUUUGGAUCCUUCAAGUGAAACACAGGACUUGAAAGCCGGAUCAAAAUUAGAAUUACCAUUUUGGCUUGUGAGGCCUUUAAAUAAAAAUAUUUUGAGAAACUCCAGAAAUCCAAAAGUGGUGGUAGUUGAGGACAUUCCAAAAAUUUAUAAAGAAGCCUACAGGGAUAUCUUAGAAGCAGGCGCGACUGCUUUUCAAUUGUCAAAUUGGAGUCAAUAUUUCUAUGAAUUUGGAAUGCAUUUGAGAGUAUUAGAUCAUAGAGAUUGCGAACGAAUAACGGGAGUUUUGAACAAAACCUUCGUUGAGCGAUUUAGAUUAAUCGCGGAUUUAGUUGAGAAUUCAAAUUCAUCUGAAUCAGCAAUUGAGUCACAACUACCGACAAUGGAACGCGAAUUGUACAGAUCCGGUAAGAAAGCAAGUUUACAAUUAAAAAAUUGGAUGGAGAAGGGAGUUGGCAAAAUCGAAACAUCCGAGGUUGUGUCUAAUAUGAAAAAACGAAAACGCUCCCAAUUCGAGAACAAUUAGUUUGAAACGUCAAAAGGAGAAA